Messenger RNA from Lingula anatina, 1042 nucleotides. RefSeq lists its product as uncharacterized. NCBI's taxonomy places the organism in Eukaryota, Metazoa, Brachiopoda, Lingulata, Lingulida, Lingulidae. Gene Ontology annotation, molecular function: hydrolase activity. The record is from RefSeq and is a predicted model, not a curated record.
CUUAAGAGCGGCGCAGUUUUCUCUGUAGUCUACUGUUGCAGGAGGUCGUUAUACGUAGCAUUCGAUUGAAAAAGCUGUUAGUUUAAGUCAACGUUAACAUCAUGAAAAUUUUCAAUUUUUCAUUCCUCGUUUUGCUAUAUUGUUAUUUGACCAGCUCCGGUGCAACUGGGAAAAACUUAUGCACCAGUGCCAACUUUCAAACUGUUGGCCGUGUUGUCCACGGUGAGGCCAGAGGAGAGUCCUUUACUGGUCAACUGGCUGUGGCGUACACCAUUGUUAACAGAGUGAAUCACGGGGGUUACCCGAACACACUCAAUAAGGUGGUGUACCAACGAUACUCCGGUGGUUACCAAUACAACACACUCAGUGAACCCCGUCACGACAGAGCUUGGGCUACGUCCAAAGCCAACAAUGACUCCACCUAUCGUAGGGCAAUUCUGGCCGCUAAAGACGCGUUGUGUGGCUACAGGUCAGAUCCUACUGGCUGCGCAACAGACUACUGCGCGUACGAUCCUUGCUCGGCGACAAGAUCUAAUCGUUACUGGGACGUCUACAAUAAGAGGAAGAUCGGGAACCAUUGGUUUGUUUGCCGCAGCCCAAAGUGAGGUUAAGAAAAAAUGAGAAGAAUCUGCGUUCUCAUCAAAUAACGUUGCAAAUAUGCUUUAUGCAAGCUUUAAAUAAACCCUUGUGUGCAGGCCUACUGUAACUGUGUUUAAGAAUAGCUGACUGGGCAAAACUUGAGAAUGAAAUUCCUUCACUUUCGGAGUAAUUGCUGUUAUAUGCAUAUGCGGUUAAAUUCUCUUUUCAAUGUAGGUAAAAUGAACUUCAAGCUCAAUGAAAGUUGGUAAUUAAACUAAACAUCAGCACCCCCAACCGCCAUCCCUGGUUAAUGCAAAAUAAAAAUGCACAUAGGAGAUUAUGAAAUAAAUGGUCAUCCUCUGUACUCUUUACUGUUGUUUAUAUUAACUUCAGAUUGCACAGAAGGCUAGCAAUUGCCAUCAACGGUACAUUCUUUCUAUUGUAGGAAAACGGUCCAUAAAAA